AAAAGGAAGAAAAUGACUCCCUGCUAGUUGUAGUAACUCUGGGCUUCACUUCCACUGAAAAGAGAUCAAUCGUAUGGUUAUCAGUAGCUGUUCGAUACUGAUUAAGACGCUGUUCCUUCAUAAAUCUCAAUCAUAGCUGGAAUAUAACUUCGACCCGCCACUCAGAAAAGAAAACCAGGAAGAUUUUCAGAGAGAGAGAGAGAGAGAGAGAGAUGAGUGGAGCAGAGAAGGUGGUGUGUGUAACGGGAGCGUCAGGUUACAUAGCGUCAUGGUUGGUGAAGCUGUUGCUCCUGCGCGGCUACACCGUGAAAGCCUCGGUUCGUGAUCCAAAUGAUCCAAAGAAGAUGGAGCACUUACUUGUGUUGGAUGGAGCUAAGGAGAGACUUCAAUUGUUCAAAGCGGACCUAGUGGAAGAAGGAGCCUUUGAUUCUGUGGUCCAUGGAUGUGAGGGCGUUUUUCAUACAGCGUCACCUUUUUAUCACAAUGUCACUGAUCCACAGGCAGAAUUAAUUGACCCAGCAUUGAAGGGAACACUUAAUGUUCUAAGAUCAUGUGCUAAAGUUCCAACCGUUAAAAGAGUGGUUAUAACAUCCUCAAUGGCAGCGGUUGCAUUCAAUGGAAAAUCUCUUGCUCCUGAUGUAAUAAUCGAUGAGACUUGGUUUUCAGAUCCUGCUGUUUGUGAGAAAUCAAAGAGUUGGUAUAGGCUUUCAAAAACCUUAGCAGAGGAGGCUGCAUGGAAAUUUGCAAAAGAGUAUGGAAUUGACAUGGUAGUGAUAAACCCGGGGUUGGUGAUUGGUCCUCUCUUACAGCCAACUCUUAAUUCAAGUGCGGAGUCAGUUUUGAAGCUUGUAAAUGGGGCCGAAAGAUUCCCAAAUGUAACUCACAGAUUGGUUGAUGUUAGAGAUGUGGCUAAUGCACAUAUACUAGCCUUUGAGAAGCCAUCAGCUAGUGGAAGAUAUUGUUUAGUUGGAAGAGUUAUUCACUGUUCUGAGGUUAUAAAGAUGUUGUGUGAACUCUUCCCUGAUCUCAAUCUUCCUGAAAAAUGUGCAGAUGACAAGCCUGUUGUGUCAAACUACAAGGUGUCCAAGGAGAGAGCGGAAAGUUUAGGCCUUAACUUUACUCCUGUGGAGGUCAGUUUGAAGGACACUGUUGAAAGCUUGAAGGAGAAGAACUUCUUGUGUGCCUGAUUCAUCAUAUUUAACAAUUAACACCAAGUCAGGCAAAUAGUAUUAAAUAAACUUUGCCUAAAUUUUAUUGUUUCGAACAUCAUUUGUAGUAGCACUGGCUGUUCUUCAAUAUUUUGGCUUUGAACUUUGUAUAAUGAUGGUAUAAAGCAUGUGUGACUUCCACAUUUUUGUUUUCAAGCAUAUAUUUUUUGAAGUUUCAUGCAGAUGGUAAAUAAAGCAUUGAAGUUGCUGGUAGUUCACUACCCUAGUAGAA
Alnus glutinosa is the source of this 1440-nucleotide messenger RNA. RefSeq names its product phenylacetaldehyde reductase-like. Lineage: Eukaryota; Viridiplantae; Streptophyta; Magnoliopsida; Fagales; Betulaceae. Gene Ontology annotation, molecular function: oxidoreductase activity, acting on the CH-OH group of donors, NAD or NADP as acceptor. The record is from RefSeq and is a predicted model, not a curated record. Bases 213 to 1187 code for a protein of 324 amino acids. The transcript is spliced from 7 exons.